This is a messenger RNA of Menidia menidia (Atlantic silverside), 1764 nucleotides long. The record is from the annotation of a GenBank genome assembly. Lineage: Eukaryota; Metazoa; Chordata; Actinopteri; Atheriniformes; Atherinopsidae.
AGUAAAUCCCGGAGGAGGACGAAUUUUCUGAGACAGUGACGCCAACUGUCAGCGCCUGCGUUCUGACGCCUGAUUUGACGGAAAACCUGGAGGAGACAGCUGAUUGACUUAACUAACACCCAAAGCAUUUCCAAAGGAAAAAAAAAACAAUUAUCUAGGGGUAGACUUUAGAUUGCUUGUGGUCAGCGAGAGGUCGUUGUUAGUGGGAUCUGGACACACUGAAGUUUUGAGGGAUUUUUUUAGCGGAACUUCCAGCAUGCGCUCCAAACCGCUGACGUGCUAACGGUGUAGAUCCAGAUCACAAUGAACUUCUCCACACAUUCCCACUGUGUCAGUCCCAUUUGCAAAGAAAAUGUUCCAUGUUCAGCCAGAAGAGAUGCUAUACAGCGCAGAGGGGCCAAAGAUCGGACCAUACUUGGUGUCCUGUCAGACAAUGAGCAACGUGGGCGAUCCCUCAGCCAGGGAAGCCAGUUUUCCAAGCGUAGCUCUGACACGUCGCAGCUUAACUUUCCGGGCUGUGCAUCUAGUUCCAGCUAUGAUGUGUAUGUGGAAGAGGCGUGUGAAGUUGUUCUUGCAGCUUCCGGUCAAGAAGUGGUAUCGGACAGUUAUAAACUCAAUGCUGAGGCCAGUGCCCUGCACAAUGACCAUAUGAGACUCCUGCUGGAACUCAGUUCAAGUCCAUGCCAGGAUGCCUCUAUGCAGUCUGAAGCUGACGACUCCCUGAUAGCUUGGGAUGUGUUUUGUGCAGACUAUGCAGAAGAUAUUUACCAGAACAUGAGAGAGAGCGAAAAAAGGUUCAGAGCGAGGUCGAGCUACUUAGAGAGACAUCCAGAGAUCACAAAUGGCAUGCGGGUCAUUCUUGUAGACUGGCUGGUGGAGGUGGUGGAGGAAUACAAGCUGAGUUCGGAAACUCUGCACCUUGCUGUCAACUACCUGGACCGUUUUCUCUCCUGUACGGCCUGUGUGAAACAGGGCAAGCUGCAGCUGGUCGGUACAGCCGCCUUACUCAUUGCUGCAAAAUAUGAGGAGAUCUUCCCUCCAGAGCUUACUGAGUUUGUGUACAUCACAGACAGCACUUAUACUAAAAGUCAGCUGCUCCGUAUGGAGGACUUUUACCUGAGGGUGCUGGCCUUCAAGAUGGCAGCACCCACCAUAAACCAGUUCCUUCGCCUUUUUAUGACCAUCCACUCCGUCUGUGCAAACACAGAAAGUCUUGCUAUGUAUAUUGCAGAUUUAAGCAUGCUAGAAAUUGAUCCUUUCCUUCAAUAUACACCAUCAAUAGUAGCAGCUGGAGCCCUCUGCUUAGCCACCUACACCAUAAACAGAUCUUUUUGGCCUGACUCCUUAAUUUAUUUUACUGGUUAUACCAUGGCUGAAAUUAUGCCCUGCCUGGCUAAUCUCCACAAGCUAUACGUCAGUGCAGAAAGCCGUCCACAACAAGCCAUCAGGGACAAAUACAAAAGCUCAAAGUAUUCUCGGGUUUCAUGGCUCACUCCACCUGCUGUGCUGCCUCUUUCAUGAAUCACUGCCCUGCCCCUUUGGUCCUUUCUGCAUAGUCAGCGUUUAUGAAAAACAAAUACAAGACUGUCUCCUCUCACUAACAUAUCAACCAGACCAAUGUGGGUACAUCAUUAUCCUCAUUUCUAUUUUCCUAAUUUCAUUGCAGAUGCAAUUAGAUAAGAGUUAUUACAAGAGGGAGUAAAAUAUGCUCCUCAAUCUAAACAUCAUCAUUUUGGCAUAUUCAACUGUAUAUGAAAGACUCCU